Molecule: messenger RNA, 2079 nt
Organism: Pipistrellus nathusii (Nathusius's pipistrelle)
Lineage: Eukaryota; Metazoa; Chordata; Mammalia; Chiroptera; Vespertilionidae
Source: the annotation of a GenBank genome assembly
AUGUUUUCCGCGCUCAAGAAGCUGGUGGGGUCGGAGCCGGCCCCGGGCCGCGACAAGAACAUCCCCGCGGGGCUGCAGUCCAUGAACCAGGCGCUGCAGCGGCGCUUCGCCAAGGGAGUGCAGUACAACAUGAAGAUAGUGAUCCGAGGGGACAGGAACACGGGCAAGACCGCGCUGUGGCACCGGCUGCAGGGCAAGAAGUUUGUGGAGGAGUACAUCCCCACCCAGGAGAUCCAGGUCACCAGCAUCCACUGGAACUAUAAGACCACUGACGACAUCGUGAAGGUGGAGGUCUGGGAUGUGGUGGACAAAGGAAAAUGUAAAAAGCGGGGUGAUGGCUUGAAGAUGGAGAAUGACCCCCAGGAGGCGGAGUCUGAGAUGGCCCUGGACGCCGAGUUCCUGGACGUGUACAAGAACUGCAACGGGGUGGUCAUGAUGUUCGACAUCACCAAGCAGUGGACCUUCAGCUACAUCCUGCGGGAGCUGCCCAAGGUGCCGACCCACGUGCCCGUGUGCGUGCUGGGGAACUACCGCGACAUGGGCGAGCACCGCGUCAUCCUGCCCGACGACGUGCGCGACCUCAUGGACCGCCUGGACCGGCCGCCGGGCUCCUCCUACUUCCGCUACGCCGAGUCCUCCAUGAAGAACAGCUUUGGCCUCAAGUACCUGCAUAAGUUCUUCAACAUCCCGUUCCUGCAGCUGCAGAGAGAGACGCUGCUGCGGCAGCUGGAGACAAACCAGCUGGACAUCGACGCCACGCUGGAGGAGCUGUCGGUGCAGCAGGAGACUGAGGACCAGAACUACAGCAUCUUCCUGGAGAUGAUGGAGGCGCGGAGCCGCGGCCGCACGUCCCCGCUGGCGGCCAACGGGCAGAGCCCGUCCUCGGGCUCCCAGUCACCUGUGGUACCUGUGAGCGCCGUGUCCACGGGGAGCUCCAGCCCCAGCACGCCCCAGCCGGCCCCACAGCUGCCCCUCCCCAUCCCCUCCGCCUGCCCCUCCCCACCACCCCCCUCAGAGGCCCCGCCGCCCCCAGCACCCCCCGUGGCCCCCGCUCCAGCCCCGAGACGCAGCAUCAUCUCCCGGCUGUUUGGGACCUCGCCAGCUGCCGAGGUGGCCCCUCCCCCCCCAGAUCCGGUCCCUGCGGCAGAGGCCCCCGCGCAAGUCCAGGCCGUCGAGGAGUUUGUUCCUGGGGACGGCCUGGACCACAGCUUCCUGGACGACGUGGCCCCCCCGAAGGCAGAGCGGACAGUGGAGGCCGAGGCCCCUCCGGACAGCGACAGCGAUGGGGAGGCCCCUGGAGGGAACCCGAUGGUGGCGGGUUUCCAGGACGACGUGGACCUGGAAGACCAGCCGCACAGCAGGCCCCUGCUGCCCACGGGCCCCGUCUCCAGGGAGAACAUCCCUCUUUCCAACGAGGAGGCAGCAGGACCCCCCAAGGCUGCUGCCCUGAUCCCCCAGAAGUGCUCCGAGCCAGAGACCAAACAGCCCUCCACAAAGGCCCCGAGGCCGCACCGGCGAACAGAGGGCUCCUCCCAGGGGCCCGGCGGGACGGACGAGCCGGCAGCCUCGUCCGAGAGUGACGCCGAGGGGCCCAUCGCCGCGCAGAUGUUGUCCUUCGUCAUGGACGACCCCGACUUUGAGAGCGACUCCGACCCGCCUCGGAGAGCGGACAAGUUCCCCGUGCGGGAGGAUCUCUCCGACGUGACGGACGAGGACACGGGCCCUGCCCCGGCGCCCCCGCCGCCCAAGCCCCUGGCCCCCGCCUUCCGAGUGAAGGACGACUUGGACCUCUUUGGCCUGGGGCUGGAGGAGCCCGGCCACAAGGCGAGCAGCAGUGAAGAUAAGGAGGGCAGGCCUCCCUCCAAGGAGAAGAAGAAGAAGAAGAAGAAAGACAAGGAGGAGGAAGAAAAGGCGGCCAAGAGGAGGAGCAAGCACAAGAAGGCCAAGGACCGCGAGGAGGGCCGCGAGGAGCGCAGGCCGCGCAGGGGCAAGAGGGCUGCGGACGAGCUGGAGGCCUUCCUGGGGGGCGGGGCCCCCGGCGGCCACCUCCGCGGGGGCGGGGACUACGAGGAGCUGUAG